Messenger RNA from Colletotrichum orchidophilum, 738 nucleotides. RefSeq names its product short-chain dehydrogenase. NCBI's taxonomy places the organism in Eukaryota, Fungi, Ascomycota, Sordariomycetes, Glomerellales, Glomerellaceae. The transcript is spliced from 2 exons. The coding region runs from base 1 to 738 and encodes 245 amino acids. Gene Ontology annotation, molecular function: oxidoreductase activity. The record is from RefSeq and is a predicted model, not a curated record.
AUGUCUCUCCAAGAUAAGAUCAUCCUGAUCACCGGAGGUUCCAAAGGCAUCGGCAAGGCCAUUGCUCUGGAUGCGGCCGCACAGGGUGCCAAGAUUGUUGUCAACUAUAGCAGCGACUCAUCUGCCGCCGAUGAAGUUGUCAAGACCAUUGGCAGUGACUGCGCCAUUGCCGUGCGCGCAGACGUGUCCAAGACGGACGAGCUGCAGAAGCUCGUGGACGCCACCAUCGACAAGUUUGGCAAAAUCGACGUCUUGAUCCCCAAUGCUGCCAUCAUGCACAUGCGCACCGUCGAGAACACGACAGAGGAGGACUUUGAUCAAAUGUUCAACAUCAACGUCAAGGGACCCUACUUCUUGGUCCAGAAAGCUCUGCCUCACAUGUCCGAAGGCGGCCGCAUCAUCUUCCUCUCAACGACAGUUCUCGCUUUAAGUAGCCUUCCCCCGCCUUAUCUACUCUACGCAUCGACAAAGGGCAGUAUCGAACAAAUGACCAAGUUUAUGGCCAAGGACCUUGCUAAAAAAGGUGUCAACGUCAAUGCCAUUGCCCCCGGUCCUACAGGAACCGAUCUCUUCUAUAAGGGUAAGACCGAGGAGAUGCUUAAGCACAUCAAAGCCAGCAGCCCCUACAACAGAAUUGGCGUACCAGAGGAGAUUGCCUCUGUGGCGAUAUUCCUGUCAGGAAGAGAAUCAUCAUGGGUGACGGGGCAGAUCAUUCGGGUGAAUGGUGGAGCCGCCUAA